GUCGCCAUAAGUAACGCUCCGGACCUCCUAACCUUCCCCUCUCUACGGCUCGCCUUCUUCUCCCCACCGUCGAUUCUCCCUAUCUCGCCUCAAUCUUCACACGUGGCCCUCUGCCAAGCCGGCCAACGUACGCAGAGCGACUGCACCGAAUUUGUCGUUGCCCCCCACGCCCAGCUCAACCGUUCCAGUAUUUCGCCUCCGUCCACGGCUCGCCAUGGCAGCGUAUAUCAACCUUAGCUUGCAGGGAACCGUCUAUUUUGCUGCACAUCGUUCUGCCGAAGAUGGCGCCAUGCUGCAAUUGUAUUCAAGCAGGCUUAUGGGCGUAGCAAGAGAAUCUACCUUUGAUGUUUUGUACUCGCAGGUUGCCCGAGAUUGGCAUCAGCAGGACGACCUCGUUACACCCUUUAACGACCGCCGAUGGACUCACGUUAGAGCAGUCUGGACCUUUGACCUUGAUCGCGAUAUUCUGCGAUUAGACCAAAGAGAUCGCAACCUUUGGGUUCCUCUCAACCUUGUUCGCCAGCGUUCUAUAACCAUUUCCGAUUUCGAGCCUUACGAAUCACCGCCGACACUCGCUAAACACGCCUUACAAUCCGUCUACUCAGCGCCGUGCUGGAAAAUGAGACGCAAGGAUAUUAACCUGCAGCGCCUACAGCGGCGCAAGGCUUUCGUCUCUAGGAUACUCGCCGACUUUGCGUUCCAGUGGAGGCACGUCCUCUGUGGUCGUUACAACAACUCUACGUUUCGAAGGCUUGCCAAUGCUAUCGUCAGGAUUGUUACUCUAGACUUUACCGUUAAAGAAGCAACGCUCUCACGCCAGGGUACUGGCGGCUUCCUGGUCUGGAUAGACAACCUCCCAGAGUGGGGCUUUGCAAGUGGACACAUUGUCAGGGUCGGUGGGACGUCCAUCGUCAUAUGCCAGCAUGCUCCGCACGCGGUCACGCUGGUCCGAAAGGAUUUCGCGAAGCAGAUCCUGUCUACUCCUGGUUCGGCAGAAAAAAGUCUCACUUACCUCAUACUCUCGGUGCGGGAGCUUAUUCUAUAUCGGAUAAACAGCGAGCUCGAAAGAUACACGGAACCCAAGCGUCUAUUUAAUGGGAUGCAUCCUCCUUCUGACGAAGCUAUCGAGCUCCUUCUCCAAGCCACGCAAACCAGCGCCCCUACGGCUCCUCUUCGCAAGCUCCCCGUUGAGCUACAGGAUGCUAUCCUUGGCAAGGUAUCAGCGGGACCAAUUGAGAGCGCCAGGGUUGGCUGCUUACUUGACGCUGGGUCAGUUUUUACAUGGAGGUGCGGCAACCGAAACAUUGAAAGAGAAGAGGGCUGUCGGUCUAGAACGCCUUGGACUCCUGUGGAGUCGCAUAUUUGUUUCGAUGGCUACCCUAGUGGUAUAGCAUACAAGUAAACGUGUUCGAAACGCCCAUUGUAAGAUAUCAAUCUAAUCUAUUAAUCUAUCGCACAGUAGGAAGCUUGACGAUUGCAUUGACUAUCGAUGGAUCGUGAGUCGUACUCCCUAAAUAUCCCUUACAAAACCGAUAGAAAACCCGAAAGAUCUCCAUCCAACGAUCAUCCGAUAUUGGCGGUACGAUAUCCGUCACUCCCAUUGACGACCCACCUGCUAGUCUACACGAACGGCAUGGGGUUAUCCUUAAUGUGUCGACCCCAGGCUACAA
Molecule: messenger RNA, 1670 nt
Organism: Trematosphaeria pertusa
Lineage: Eukaryota; Fungi; Ascomycota; Dothideomycetes; Pleosporales; Trematosphaeriaceae
Exons: 3
Coding region: 215-1402 (395 amino acids)
Source: RefSeq, a predicted model, not a curated record